UCAUACUAUACUUUGUUGUGGUCAUGCUAUUUAUAGCUAAAGUCGAUGGUGCUGAACAAAACAUUCCUAAUUCAUCGUUCAUCGAUGCUGAGUAUCAGCGGAUAGCAGCCAGGCUGGAUGAUCUUCAGAAAACGCUGACGGAGAUAAAAUUAGCAAUGAACGAAGAUCGAGCCGCUACUGAGAGAAAGCUACCUGAUGAGUUAAAUCUACUACAGCAUGCAAUAUUCGACAAGCUCACCACCCUGCAGCAUCAGUCCAAUAAAAUGGUCUUUGAGCAAAUAGCCAACACUACUGCCGAACAGAUUAGGAAGGAAAUUCAAAAGCUGGCAUCAAAGGAAGAUCUCGCCUUGUUUAAGGUGGAUCCAGGAUUAUACUUUCGCAGUAUUUCUACUCGAUCGUGCAAGGAAGAGCCAUCGAAUCGCACAGGAGAGUUUUUGAUACAACCUACUCAAAACGAUGAACCUUUCCUGGGAUAUUGCGAACAGACUGCUUUCGGAGGAGGUUGGUUAGUGUUCCAGUACCGUUACGAUGGAUCGGUCGACUUUUACCGCAACUGGACCGAGUAUCGAAACGGGUUCGGCAGCAUGGAUGGAGAAUUUUGGCUCGGACUGGAGCAGUUACACCGUUUGACGGCGGCUCGAAAGCAUGAACUGCUGGUGGAGCUGAAAGACUUCGAUGGAAACUACAUUUACGCACGGUAUGAUGAGUUCGCAAUUGGCAGUGAGAAGGAGCAAUAUCCGUUAGCAAAGCUGGGAUCAUACACGGGAACGGCAAGAGACUCAUUGCAUACCCACAAGGGCAUGAAGUUCUCGACCAAGGAUCGGGACAACGACUUGGAACACUGUAGGUGGAGAAAAUAUGGUUUGGUACUACUACAAUUCAUCUAAGGCAGGUUUGUCAUACUCAAGAAUGUUGAUUCGCGAAACGUAACGGUGGAUGAAGUUUAAUUUCUAUCUAAUAAAAAGAAGUUUUGGAACAUUCCGAAGCCAAAGUGAGACAAACAGUUGGCUGCAAUCAAAUCAUUUUGUAAUUUAUUGUAAUAAAAACUUUGUUGUAUUGUGUAUGUGUUUUUAA
Messenger RNA from Anopheles gambiae (African malaria mosquito), 1074 nucleotides. RefSeq names its product microfibril-associated glycoprotein 4-like. Lineage: Eukaryota; Metazoa; Arthropoda; Insecta; Diptera; Culicidae. The record is from RefSeq and is a predicted model, not a curated record. Bases 24 to 887 code for a protein of 287 amino acids. The transcript has 2 exons.